AUGUCUUUCGCCAUUUCGUUCCUACUUUACCUCUUGAUAUCAUUUUCAGCAACCAUUUUUGCCAGCCAGGUUGCAGUCUCUGACUUUGAGGGUCGUCCUCAAUGCACUGUGACCGCUUCGGAAGAUGGGGGAAAUGACGUGCCAAGCAUCAUGGAGGCCUUUGACACUUGCGGAAACUCCGGGAACAUAAUAUUCCCCGAAGAUGAACAGUUCAAUAUAUCAGAGAGGGUUCACAUCUCAGCAACUGACGUGCAGAUUGAGUGGAGGGGAGAGUGGCUGAUGUCAGAUAAUCUAUCUUACUGGCGUAACAAUUCAUAUCCCAUCGCCUUCCAGAACCACCGCGCUGGAAUAGUCUUUUCUGGGAGUGGUAUUCGAAUCAAAGGGUAUGGAACCGGCGGCGUCAAUGGAAAUGGAGAUACAUGGUACUCCGCCGAAGCUGGUGAAACCCAGGAAGGUCGUCCGAUGCCGUUUGUUCUCUGGAACGUCAGCGACGUGAGAGUCGAGGACUUUUACAUCAAUCAAUCCCCUCUCUGGGCCCUCAACAUCAUGAACGGAACGGACCUGACAUUCAGAAACAUCGUGUGCAACGCUACCUCCUCAGAAGCUCCAUCUGGAUACAACUGGGUCCAGAAUACAGACGGCUUUGAUACUAUGGACGUUCGCAACGUAACUCUGACGAACUUCGUAUAUCAAGGCGGCGAUGACUGCAUCGCCAUCAAGCCUCGCUCAUACGAUGUAACCAUCCAGAAUGUGACUUGCAAUGGUGGUAACGGGGUAGCCAUCGGCAGUGUCGGGCAGUAUGAGGAAGACAGCAGUGUUGACAACGUCAUCAUCGAUACAGUCAAGAUCGUCUCUUCCAACGUCAGAGCUCGCUUCACCGCUUACAUCAAGACCUGGAUGGGGGCUCUCGUUCCGCAGGACAGUUAUGAGAGUGCGGGUGAGCCGCGAGGAGGCGGUUGGGGCAACGUGACCAACGUCGUUUUCUCAAACUUCGACAUCGACGGCGCUUCGGUGGCGCCUCUGAUCGACCAGAACAGUGGAGACAACGGAUCCUACUCGGGAACGAGCAAGAUGCAGCUGUAG
Messenger RNA from Lasiodiplodia theobromae, 1083 nucleotides. Its product is annotated as Galacturan 1,4-alpha-galacturonidase C. Lineage: Eukaryota; Fungi; Ascomycota; Dothideomycetes; Botryosphaeriales; Botryosphaeriaceae. The record is from RefSeq and is a predicted model, not a curated record. The transcript is spliced from 6 exons. Bases 1 to 1083 code for a protein of 360 amino acids. Gene Ontology annotation, biological process: carbohydrate metabolic process. Gene Ontology annotation, molecular function: polygalacturonase activity.